AUGUGUAUUAAUCGGGAUCAUUAUCUUGUAUGCACUUGACAGUUUGUCCUUAAUACGCUUGUAAGUCGAAAAGUAAACAACGAUGGCAUUGACAGUUCAGAAGUUUCAAACUGUAGGUCCUGUAGAACAGGAUGAAGACGUCGAAAAUGAAAAUGUACAUCCUAAUGAUAUAGACAUGGACAAACUGUAUCCACGAAGUGGACACAGAGCUGUAGUAGAUGAUAGUAAUAUGUAUGUGUUGGGUGGUUAUAAUCCUCGCUUUAGACAUGUAGAAAAUUCUUCAGACACAUAUUACCCUUUAUUCAAAGAGCUAUGGAAAUUUAACUUCACUACACAGAAAUGGACAUCAUUGAUAACAGAUGGUACUAUGCCAACAGAAUUAGCAUCACAUGCAGCUUUAAGGUGUGGCAGAAACUUGUUGUAUUUUGGGGGUACAGGUGUACCAUUUGGUCACAGUAGUAGUAAUGACUAUUAUACCUGUAAUUUAGACACUUUAAAGUGGAGAUAUGUGAAAUGUCAGGGUGAUAUACCACAGAAGAAAUAUGGUCAUGCUAUGGCAAGAGUAGGAAAAGAUGUGUUUGUUUGUGGAGGAACUACAGGCUUUGUAUAUAACAUGGAUAUUCAUAGACUAGACAUCUAUACAGGUGUGUGGGAACAUCUACCAGUACAUUCCAAAUAUACUCCAAGUAGUCGAUAUAGACAUGAAAUGGUUAGUGACGACUUUCGGUUGUAUGUUUUUGGUGGUGGUACAGCACACUCAGCUUUUCCUCUAGAUAAGAUCCCAACUUAUGAAGUACAAUCUGGUACAUGGCAGGAAACACAAACAAAACCUGAUAAAGUACAUGGAUAUCCUAGAACUAGAAAGUGUCACAGCUGUUCAUUGUUUAGAAAUGAAGCCUAUGUAUGUGGUGGACUUGACGGAGAAGAUAUAAUGGAUGAUAUAUGGAAGUUGAAUUUAAUUACUUAUGAAUGGACAAAGUUACCAACAAGUUUACAUCUUCCAGUCUAUUUCCACUCAGCGGAUAUCACACCAGAUGGUUGUUUGUACAUAUUUGGAGGUGUAACACGUAUUGAUGAUGUCAGAACAAACUGUGUACAAAGAAUCUGGUUAACUUUGCCCACUCUUCAAGAGCUGUGUUGGGAGAAUAUGUGUUCAACAUUAGACAUGAAUAGACUACAAAAACACAGAAGUGAAUUAUUUGAAAUUGGAAUUCCUAUGCACUUUAUAGAACGCCUGUGAUAUUUUACCCAUAAAUUGUGAAAAUACUUUAAAUAACAUACACGUUUGAAGGAUAUGCUUUGAACCAUUGCAUAUAUUUUGAUAAGGAGGAUAGAAUUCUGUCUUGCCUUCAAUGAUUAGGAAGAUACUAUACAUGUAUUUACUGGGUUUGAUGUCAACAGCUGUUUUAUUUGACUGGAAGACUGAACUGUUUGCACUAAGUUGAUGGCUUAUGGCAAACAAAUCAGAUUUAGGGUAAAAAAAAACAUGCUGGUGACCACUUAGAACUGUUUUGUAAUACCUUCACUCCUGAAAAUUAUGUUUUUCCAUAAUAGAGACUGAAAUCAUACAAAAAAUAUCUGUUAUACAGCUGAUCAGGAACCUAUGGGCAAAUACAGAAACAAUCGGUUCAUAACACUUUUAUCAAAAACUGGAAAUCUUCAAAUAAACUAAGAAACUUAUAACUGUUGGGCAAGUACCAGUUAUAAUUUAUUUUUUGUCAAAUUGAUGAGAUUUCUGAUUGCCUGUCCAAGUACUUAAUCGUUGCUAAUGCUCUUCAUUUUAUCAUGCAAAUAUAAAUACAACAUUUACCAGUAACAGUUUUUUAACUUGCUGGAUAAUCUUAGCUUGCCUGUUGAUCAAUGGAUAUUUUCAUUUUGAUAUAAUCUUAUCCAGCCCCAAAACUUUUUAUCUGUUGACAUAUUUGGCAUGAAGUUCAUCACGACUUUCAUGUGACCUACCUUUGACCUCCAGGUGACAUUAUUUUUGUCUGGAACAAAACUUUUUUAUCCUAUGACCUAGAGCCUUUAUUAUAUAGCUGCAGCAUAAAGAUAUGAAUAAUGACCUUAUACUUUGACCUUUAAGGUCAAAUAAUUUAUUUUUUAAUGUUCACCCCAAAACCAUAUAUAUUCUUGCUUGACAAGACUUUUUCAAUGCACUGGAGGGUUUUGUCACAGGGGUCAUCCCAUGUCCCCUCGGAUAAUAAAUUGUUAAAUAUCUCAAAAAUGGUUCCCAUCCCUAAACAAUAAAUAGUCUUAAUUGCCUUGACAAUACCAUUCUAGUACAGACCUGUGUUUUGUGGUUUUCAUUUAUUUGAAAAACUUUUAUGCAUGCUAUGAUAGAUAAAGAGGGACAUAUGGUUUAGUCCACUUCAACAGUUCCAUAUAGUUAAGUUAAGUUUUUAAUUUAUUUCUGUUUUUUAAAGUAAACAACAGGAAAAUAAGUAAAUAAAUAUGUGCAUGUCACUAACAAAUACUAUAUCAUAACAGUUUAGAUGGUGUGUAGAAAUUGGAGGGUUUGAAUUCGAAGUUAACAAUAAAAGAAAAUAGUUAAUGCCAAAAAUUUGUCUGUUUUUGGUUUGUUCAAUGUUUUAUGUUUUACUGGUUCUUUAACUUAUAUAUUUUAAUUUUGCAUGAGACAAAUUGGGCUGAUAUUAAAAAAGAAUAAUACACUGUAGUCAUGGUGUAAAAAAUGGAAUGAUAGAAGAAUAAUUAAAGUAAUAUAGUUUUUGUCUUGCCUGUGUCUCGCCCUGCAACGAAAGGAUUACCAUCCAGCGGCAACGGUGCAUAAACAAUUUGUAUAAAGCUUUAUAUUUCAUAGGGUAGAAGACCUGGAUGCUUCAUACAUUGUAUUCAGAUAAAUACCUUAUGCUAAGAAGUUUCCAUCUGCCAUAUGUCUAUUGUCCUUGACCACAUUUUCAUGGUUCAUCCACUGCUUAAAAAAUGUUUAGUUUUUUCGUCAUGUGAAUUCCUUGCUUAUUAUGAGUAAUAGGAUAACUAUAUUUGGUAUAUGGAUUCCUUGCAAGGUCUACAUGUCCGUCAGAAAGGUAAUCAAAAAUAAUAAUGACAAACAUUUUUCUUUCUUUCGUAAGGAAAACUAUAUCAAUGUUAAGAAAGUGAUUACCAAGAUAUAUAAUAAACCAUCAAGGAGCUGUGUAUUAUUUGAUAUGCUUUCUAAUGUUCAUCUAUUAUCUUAUUGUGAAUACAUUUUGUACAUGUAUCCUGACAAAGUGAUUAAAUCAAAAAUCUUAAUGCAGAGUAAGAUGAAAAAUCAAACAGCAUGAUCAAUAAUAUUAGGGCAUGCCGGUGAGAGGGAUGUAAGAAAACUUUCAACAUCACAUACAUCUUGUUUAUGUAGUUCUAAGACAGUCACAGAUAAAAAAAACUAGGAAUAAACAUGGGACGAGACACUAUUGGGGUCCUAAUGGGCAGGUAUAUCUUGCUUGAUUUACAUGUACCGGUAUAUGUUCAUACAUAUGUUCAUAUUUCCCUUACAAUGUGAAACUAUGAGAUUUACUCCAAAAACUUGGUGUUAAUGGUGCAAUCUGAUUCGGGAAAGCUAUAAUUUUUCGGUACUUUAUUUUUCUACAUGAUAUCUCGCAAUGGGGAUAUAAUUUAAACCAUUUUGUAUAAUCGAAAAUAUAUUGUUGAUUUAGGAGAAAGUGAUUUACGCGAUGAAGUCUAAAAGAUAAAUUGUGUGAAUUUAGAACGCGAUUCUAAACGGGAUUUUAACCUUAAUUAUUAAUUUUACAUAAAAAAUCUACUUGUUUUGUAUACCCUAAUGUAAUAUUCAAACUCCCUCAAGUCAUGAAAAAAUGAAACUUUUAUUUUACCGCAUGAUAUAAUUGGACUUUCAAUAACAGGUGGCCCGAAGUUACGUUACGUGACUUUACAUCGACUUUUUGUCAUUAUGACGUUUACCGCCAUAAGCCUGGAAAUGUCAUGGCGAGUCACAUAUUAUCUUGAAAGUUAAAUAAUUGACAAAAAUGAGAGAUAAAAAAAUUUGCGAUUUCAGAAAAUGCUGCAUAUAAAUAAUGCUAAUAAAAUUAAGAAUGCAAGUUUUAUUUUUGCAAAACCUAUCCCUUCACAAUUUUGGCAAUAAUAAAAAUAUAUAAAAAAAUUUGAAAAUACAGAAUAAGAUUCUUGAUGAAAAAUAAAAAAAAUGUCAUGAUAAUGAUUUUUGUCUUUGUAUAAGUGAUCAUAGUCUCACACCACUGGUAAAAGUGAACAGUCUACUGGUAUAAGGCUUAAUUUAUUUGUCAAUGAUUUUGCGAUUUUGAAAUGUAUGAAAUAAUGUCUGUUUUGUUCUUUGAGUUGAUAAAGUCUUUCAACUUUAAAUAACAUACUCCAUGUAAAGUAUUGAAUUUUACUAGGGCAUUUCUAAUGUACAUAGUUUUCGUUUCUGUUUUUAUACGACCGCAAAUUAUUUUUGCGGUCGUAUAUUGGUAUGACGUUGGCGUCGUCGUCGUCGUCCGAAGACACAUUGGUUUUCGCACUCUAACUUUAGUUUAAGUGAAUGGAUCUCUAUGAAAUUUUACCAUAAGGUUCAAUACCACAAAAGGAAGGUUGGGAUUGAUUUUGGGGGUUAUGGUACCAACAGUUAAGGAAUUAGGGGCCAAAAAGGGGCCAAAAAUAUGCAUUUUUGUAACUUCCAGACAUAACUUGUGUGUUAGUGUAUGGAUCUCUCUGAAAUUGUACCACAAGAUUCCAUAUCACACAGGGAAUGCUGGGAUUGAUUAUGGGGGUAAUUGCCUCAAAAUAUUAGGAAUUAGGGGCCAAAAAGGGGCAAAAAACAAGCAUUUUUCUAGUUUCAUGACAAUAACUUGUGUGCAAGUGUAUGGAUCUUUCUGAAAUUGUACUACAAGGUUCCAUAUCAAAAAGGGAAAGCUAGAAUUGAGUUUGGGGGUAAUUGCCCUAAACGUUUAGGAAUAAGGGGCCAAAAAGGGGCCACAAAUAAGCAUUUUUCUAGUUUCCAGACAAUAACUUGUGUUCAAGUGUAUGGAUCUCUCUGAAAUUAUACCACAAGGUUCCAUAUCACACAGGGAAUGCUGGGAUUGAUUUUGGGGGUAAUUGCCUCACAAUAUUAGGAAUUAGGGGCUAAAAAAGGGGCAAAAAACAAGCAUUUUUCUAGUUUCAUGACAAUUACUUGUGUGUAAGUGUAUGGAUCUUUCUGAAAUUGUACUACAAGGUUCCAUAUCACAAAGGGAAAGCUGGAAUUGAGUUUGGGGGUAAUUGCCCAAAACAUUUAGGAAUAAGGGGCCAGAAAGGGGCCAAAAAUAAGCAUUUUUCUAGUUUCCAGACAAUAACUUGUGUUCAAGUGUAUGGAUCUCUCUGAAAUUGUACUGCAAGGUACCAUACCACAAAGGGAAGGCUGGGAUUGAGUUUGGGGUGAUGAAUCAUAAGGGGGUUCAAAAAAUUUGGGGGGGGGAUUUUUUUUUUUCCUUUUUUUUUCUUUUUUUCCUUUUUUUUUUUUCUUUUAAAAUUUUCCAUUUUAAGUUGGUUAUUUCUGUUUUAUAUUUAAAAGCAAAUAAUAAUGAUAUGGUAGGAGAUACACACCAAACAGGUUAUUAUAUAAUAAGUAUUGUGCAAUAGCAAGAAAUUUUCAAUUGCACAGUAUUGCACAAUAGCAAGAAAUCUUCAAGUGCACAGUAUUGCGCAAUAGCAAGAAAUCUUCAAUUGCACAGUAUUGUGCAAUAGCAAGAAAUAUCCAAUAGCACAAUAUUGCGCAAUAGCAAGAAAUUGUCAAUUGUACAGUAUUGCGCAAUAGCAAGAAAUAUUCAAUUGCACAGUAUCGUGCAAAAGAAGAUACUUCGUAUAAAUUGCUUAUUUCUUGACCAAUUUCAAUGGGGUUUUAUUCUUGAAUUCUUGGGGUUCUUUAAUAUGCUGAUUCUAACCGUGUAUUAAGUUUUUGGAUUUUGGGCCCCGUUUUUAAAUUGGUCCACAUUGAGGUCCAAAGGGUCCAAAAUUAAACUUUGUUUGAUUUCAUCAAAAAUUGAAUUAUUGGGGUUCUUUGAUAUGCCGAAUCUAACCGUGUAUUUAGAUUCUUAAUUUUUGGUUCCGUUUUCAAAUUGGUCUACAUUAAGGUCCAAAGGGUCCAAAAUUAAACUUAGUUUGAUUUUAACAAAAAUUGAAUUCUUAGGGUUCUUUGAUAUGCUGAAUCUAAACAUGUAUUUAGAUUUUUGAUUAUGGGCCCAGUUUUCAAGUUGGUCCAAAUCGGGGUCCAAAAUUAAACUUUGUUUGAUUUCAACAAAAAUUGAAUAUAUGGGGUUCUUUGAUAUGCUGAAUCUAACCAUGUAUUCAGAUUUUUUAUUUUUGGGCCCCAUUAUCAACUUUGUCCACAUUGAGGUCAAAAGGGUCCAAAAUUAAACUUUGUUUGAUUUCAUCAAAAAUUGAAUUCUCGGGGUUCUUUGAUAUGCUGAAUCUAACCAUGCAUUUAGAUUUUGGAUAUUGGACCAUAAUAAGUGAAUGUCCAAUUUAAAAUUUUUAAGUUCUUAGACCACAUUCAUUCUGUGUCAGAAACCUAUGCUGUGUCAAAUAUUUAAUCACAAUCCAAAUUCAGAGCUGUAUCAAGCUUGAAUGUUGUGUCCAUACUUGCCCCAACUGUUCAGGGUUCGACCUCUGCGGUCGUAUCAAGCUGCGCCCUGCGGCGAAUUUUAUUUUGCAUUUGGGACAAAAUCUAUAGAUAUGGAGAAACUGUAAACAGCAAACACGAUCGACAAAAGAAGAUCAACAAAAUAGAUAUUUUGGUCAUGAAUUAUAUUCUAGAAAGAUGUACUUAGACUCAGGUGAGGGAUACUGGCUCUUAGUUUGUUGCUAAUUUGUAUUGUCUAUUAAUUAGAUUUGUAUUUACAAAGUAUUGCUCAGUAUUAUUUUGAAAUCCAUUUAUAUUGUUGUAAGAUAUUGUUAUUAUUAUUUUUGAACAUUAUCUUAGUGACUCGAGUUGAAGAAAGACAAAACAAGGUAUGUUAUCUUCACAAGUAUCUGUAAUUAUACUGAAUACUUAUCACUUUCCAAAUGAACAUCCUUAGGAAAAUUUAAUUAAAUUUUCUCAAUUUUGUUACAGGCCAAGUAAUUACAAAUUAUAACCUAGCAUGAAUAUGGCAUAUGCAUUGUUUUAGCUCCUUGUGAUAACCAGUAAGUAAAAACUAUAAAGAGAAAUUUGCAUAGAGUAUUUGAUGAGUAACUUAUGUUAAGUUCACAUGGCCUAAAAGACAAUGUGAGCUUUUGCCAUCACUUUGCGUUCGUCGUCCGUCAUCUGUCGUCCGUCGUCUCAAACUUUAAAAAAAAACUCUUCUGCUCUGAAACUACUUGGUCAAACGUUACCAAAUUUUACCUAAAAGUUCCUUAGGAUUUCAAGUUUUAAAAUGUAUCCGGGGUUUGAUCCAACAACAAACAUGGCCGCUGUUGCUAAAAAUUGAACAUAUGGGGUAAAACGCAGUUUUCUCCGUUAUAUUUAAAAAAUUUAAGCAGUUAAAGUAAAUCCGACAUGAUAAAUAUGAUCAGCAGGUCUAUCACCUGCGAAUUUUUCAGAAAAAUCGGACAAUCAUAUUGGAGUUAUCAUGGUUAUUGCCCCUGAAAUGUAAAUUUUCAGUAAAUUUCAAAGUUUUUGGCUUUUAUUUCAAAAAUCAAAGCAUAUAGAGCACAUCCGACAUAGGUUAGAAUUGACAAGCAGUUCAAAGUCUAUCUUCUGCGAACGAUUCCGAGAAAUCAAACAUCAUUUUGGAGUUAUUGCCCCUGAAAUGUCAAUUUUCGGCAAAUUUUGCAGUUUUUGGUUAUCUCGAAAAUUAUAACAGUUAGAAAUGUUAACAGUAAGAAUGACCAGAACAGUAUGAUCUACAAAUAAGUCAACAUGGACGAAUUGUCAAUUGACCCCUUAUAUGAGUUAUUGCCCUUGAAAGACUCAUUUUUAGCAGAAAUUAUAAAAAAGAAAAUUGUAAAAAGCGAAAGUGUUCAGCAAAAUAAGUAAAUAUGGAAGAUUCGUCAAUUAAUCCUUUACAGGACUUAUUGCCCUUGAAAGACUAAUUUAACACAUUUUUUUUGGGUUUUUUUUCCAGAAACUAUAAUAGAGAGAAAUUGUUCAACAAUAUAAGAUAAAAAAAGAUGCUAACUUAACCGAAAUUUUCAAUUGACCGCUUUAAUGGGUUAUUGCCCCUGAAAGAUGUUUUAUCCCUGCUUAUACAUUUUUUUUUAUGUUUUGAAGAAAUCAUAAUAGAGAGAAAUUGUAAACAGCAAAGAUGUUAAGUACAAUAAGAUCUGCAAAGAAGUCAGAUGGCCGAAAUUGUCAACUGACUCCUUUUAGCAUUUUUUGUUAUUGAAAGAUGAUUUUUUUUUCAAUUCUUACAGUUUUUGAACAAACUAUAAUAGAUAGUGAGAAACAGGAAAAAAACAAAAAUUGUUCAGCACAAUAAGAUCUACAAAUCAGUCAACAUGGCCGAAACUGUUAACCAAAUCCUUAUAGAAGUUAUUCCCCUGAAUUUUAUCCAUUUUUUGCAUUUUUAUCCAAGCUAUAAGAGUUAGAGAAAACUUUAAAGAGCCAAAAAGAUUAGCAAAUUAUCAUCUGCAAGUAAGUCAACAUGGUCACAUCGAACUGGUUAUAGGAAUGAUUGCCAUUUGAAAUGACUUUUUUCUUUAUCUCAAAAACUUCAAUGAUAGAAAUUAACUGUAAACUGUAAAACAUAAUCACUACAAUAAUACGAAGAUGCCACUAAAUAAGAUCUACAAAUAAGCAAACAUAACUGAUUGUAAAGGAAAAAAUUAUCAAAAUGGCAUAUUUUCACCAGGUGAGCGAUUCAGGCUCUUGGGGGCCUCUUGUUUAUUAAAUGGAACUGAUUUUCCUGUACACAUCAGUCCAAGUAUUACAUUUUAUUUGUACUCAAAGUUAUGGGGAUUAACUAAACUGCAGUACACUUUACCAAGACGAUCUCCAUAAGCUAUCAUAUAAAUGUUUUGUUUUCUAUAUGCUUCAUUUUUUUAUGUCCAUGGUAUUUUUUUUCACUAGAAAAACAUGAGUAGUUCUAAUGUUAUUACAUAUCUCUUAUAUCCUACACACUGUCACAUACAUUUGCACAGUGAAGGUAUUAAAUUGCAUAGGAUGUUCAAUUACAACAGUGUGUUAUGAUGAAGAUAAUAUAUAUUAUAUAAGUAUGUUAAAAUUCGAAUUUAUUAACCAUUUAUCUUGUUACCGAUAUUUAAUUAGAUGUUUAUACAGAAUUUAGAAAGGUUUUGGUGCAUAUAUGUCAUAAUGUAGCCAUUUUAUAUUUCUAAAUCGAAUUUCAUUAUAUUAUUGUUAUUCGAUAAGAAUGAAUGAAAUAUAUAUCGUGUUUACUAUAUCUAGUCUUUUAUCAUCAGGAUUUGCCAUAUCUAACAAACCCUUACUUCAUUCUAUUGAAAUGAAGUUAAAGUUAUAUUUCUUAAGGAUUAUAUUUUUUCAGUCCAAAGAGACUUUUAUUAUGAAAUUAUUCGGUGUAAUUUGUGAAAACUGUAUAUUGUAACAUCAUAUUGAAAAUUCAGUUAAGUGCAUUAUUCUCAAGUAUUCAAAAAGUUAAGACAACAGUAAAGGUUAGGCUUAAAAGCCAUCAUUUGUUCUCUAAAAUUUCAAGUAUGGUAAAAUUCCUUAGUCCUUUCAUAAUUAUUUUAGUUUUAUUGAUAACUUUAUAGGAUUGAAUGGUGUGGUUUGUUAAGUGCAAAAAUGUCAUGGGUUUUAUUUAAAUUUUAAACAUUUAAAUUCAUUGUUUAACCGAACUUCACAAAUUACAUUGUAUGGUCACAACAGCCUCACAUAUAUCAGAGACAUAGAAUACAUAAUGUAUUAUACGUCUCUGCAUAUAUUAAAGGUGCCAUCAUGGUCUUUCAGAAUUGUUAGAACAAUUUCUUUUAAAUAUAACUUGAGCCCAAGGUAUAGACUGACACAUUUUUUGGUUAACCACAGCAAUAUUUGAUACAGAACUUUAUACACUUUUAAAAUUGAAUGCUUAGAAUUAUUUCGAAAUGCCUGCUUUUGGAUUUUAUUCUGACACUUUAAAAUGGAAGAGCCAGCGGAGUUCAACUACUAAAACAAUUUCUUUUAUUAUACAUUUACCUGAGAAUUAUUCUAAUGAACUUUAGUACAUUUUGAGGGUUUUUGUGGGCGACCUACAUUUGCUCGAAUUUUACUUUUUACAAGUAUUGCGUUUACAAACGAAAUGCGCCAUUUUUUGUAUAAAUGUUAUGCCAGUAAAAACAUAUCAUUGUUAAUUCUUAGCACAAAGAUUUCCACUUUAUUAGUGCAGGUGGGGCCUCGGUGGCCGAGUGGUCUAAGUAGUCGAACUACUGUAUCACUAGCCAGUCAACACUGAGGUUGUGAGUUCGAAUCUCGCAUGGGGCAGGUGCACUCGACUCCAAUCUUAAUUGACUAGGAUUGUCAGUUUUCCUACCGAAGGUCGGUGGUUCUCUCUGGACACUCCGGCUUCCUACACCAAUAAAAACUGACCGCCACGAAAUAGCACAAUAGUGUUGAAAGGGGCGUUAAACACCAAUCAAUCAAUCAAUCAAUAUUAGUGCUUGUGUAUUUUACAAUUUUAAAAUUGUUUUGCGAUAUAUCUAUGCAACGCCUUUUUUGUCUUCCAAACCAAAUUACAUAACAUUGGUAUAUGCUGUUUAUUGUGUGAUUUAAAGUUAUAUUUGUUUUUAUGAUAAUGUGAGUUAACGUUUCUGUGUAUAUACAGAGAGAUAUAUUUGUUGUCUAUUCCCUUUAUUUUAUUUUAAUUUUGUUUUAUUUCAAAAAUUCUGUAUGCAGAUUAGAAUAAGUUGUGAAAAUGAGAUAUAUUAUGUUAAUUAAGUGAGUACAAUGAAACCUUUAAAAAAAGCUGUGUUUUAAUUUACACAGGUUUAAAUAAUUAGAAAUUUUCACUAUGUCCUGAUACAAAAUGUUUCUGGACUAACCCGAUCUGAUUAGUACAGGUUUCUGGACUAUGCAGUUUUUGGUUAAUACAGGCUUCUGGACUAUACAGGAUAUGGUUUAUACAUGUUCAACUGUAUAAGAAAUUUAACAACAGGAAAGAAAUUUGCUCAAUGUCAUAUGAUGUAAUUAUUAAGGUGAUUGUUGCAUUCUUAUGUUAUUAUCUUAUAAAGGAUAAUUUUUAAUGAAUCUUUAUAUUUGUGGAGCUUGUCGCGAAAGCGAGACUUAGCGAUCCUAGAUUCCGUCGGCGUUGGCGUCGUCAAUAUUUGGGAUUUUAAAAAUAAUUUUUGACACGAUAAAUUUGUAAACCUUCAUGGAUUGUUAUGAAGCUUGGACAGACGCUAAUCUUUAAGAUCAAGAAAUAGCAACUAAAGAAAAACUUUGAUAUUUUUAUUUCAAUUCUGUAUUUUACUGAUUAAUGGAUUACACUUUAACACCGGUAGCAGCAAUCGAAGGCGAGACACAGAGUUCCGCGUGUACGAUUUUUUUUCUUUUAACGUAUAAAUAAUCUGACCAAAAACAAAUGUUAAUUGUAACAUAUUUAGUAAGUAAUGGAGAUUAGAUUGUGUUUUGAAAAGAAAAACAGUAUUACCUUCAUAUAUUUAGAUGUCAGUUGGUAAAAAUCAAUUUUUCCAUUCAUUUCCAUUGGAUUUUACAGAACAUUUGGUGGAAAAUUAUUUGCUAACAUUUUUUUUGUUUAGUUGUAGAUUUAACAAAUUAUUAUCAUUUUUAUACGACCGCAAAUUUUUUUUCGCGGUCGUAUAUUGCUAUCACGUCGUCGGCGUCGUCGUCGUCGUCCGAAGACAUUUGGUUUCCGGACAAUAACUUUAGUUUAAGUGUAUGGAUCUCUAUGAAAUUUAACCGAAGGUUCAAUACCAAAAAAGAAAGGUUAGGAUAGUUUUUGGGGGUGAUGGUCCCAGCCGUUUAGGAAAAAGGGCCCAAAAAAAGCAUUUUUCUAGUUUCAGGACAAUAAGUAUUUUGAUUGCUCUGAAAUUGUACCACAAGGUUCAAUACCACAAGUAAAAGGUUGGGAUUCAUUUUGGGGGUAAUUGCUCAAACCGUUCAUGAAUUAGGGUGCCAAAAAGGGUAUCAAACAAGAUUUUUUUUGGGGGGGCGGCAAUUUUUUUACAAGAUUUAAGAAAUUAAAAUGAAAAUUUCAUCAAUUAUUAUUAUUUUUUGGAAAAAAAGGGGGGGGGGAGGUAUAAAAAUGUUUUUUUUUUGGGGGGGGGUCAAUUUUUUUCCCCCUCAAGAUUUAAGAAAUUGUCAAUUUUUCUAAGAAAAAUUGGGGGGUCACAAUUUAUUUUGCUAAUUCUUUGUAUAUAGCCUGAAAACAUUUACUAAGUAUUGCGCAACAGCACAGUGUAUUGCACAACAUCAAGAAAUCUUUAAUUGAAUAUAAAUUCAAAUCAUAAAACCAAUUUCAAGUUCUUUGACUACAUUUAUUCUGUGUCAGAAACCUAUAAUGUGUCAAAUAUUUAAUUACAAUCAAAAUUCAGACCUGUAUCAAGCUUGAAUAUUGUGUCCAUUUUUGCCCCAUCUGUUCAGGGUUGGACCUCUGCUGUCGUAUCCAGCUGCGCUCGGCGAAGCAGUUUAUUGUGUUAAGCUUUUAUGCAUAUUUGUUUUUAUUGUUGAUGAAUAAAAUGUAUGAUUUGUU
Messenger RNA from Mytilus californianus (California mussel), 12587 nucleotides. RefSeq names its product kelch domain-containing protein 10-like. NCBI's taxonomy places the organism in Eukaryota, Metazoa, Mollusca, Bivalvia, Mytilida, Mytilidae. The record is from RefSeq and is a predicted model, not a curated record. The coding region runs from base 83 to 1240 and encodes 385 amino acids. The transcript is spliced from 11 exons. Gene Ontology annotation, biological process: positive regulation of stress-activated MAPK cascade. Gene Ontology annotation, molecular function: protein binding.